Molecule: messenger RNA, 1244 nt
Organism: Kockovaella imperatae
Lineage: Eukaryota; Fungi; Basidiomycota; Tremellomycetes; Tremellales; Cuniculitremaceae
Exons: 6
Coding region: 16-1188 (390 amino acids)
Biological process (GO): ubiquitin-dependent protein catabolic process
Cellular component (GO): cytoplasm
Molecular function (GO): ubiquitin conjugating enzyme binding; ubiquitin binding
Source: RefSeq, a predicted model, not a curated record
UGAUCUUUCUGCAGUAUGGUAUCUUCGCCGUCCCCAAUGAGCACGACAGAGACCUCGCCUACGGCGACUAGCCCAUCAGUGGUACCUGCACACAAUGGGUCCGCUGCUGCCGCUGUUGCUGCAGAGCAGCCGGCUGCAGCGGCCCCUGCGCCUCAUGCCAAUCCAAAGGUGGCCGAACUUCAGGUCAUGUUCCCCACUAUCGAAGUAGAGGUGAUCGAGAUGAUUUUGGAGUCGUGCGGAGGAUCACAGGAUCGAGCCAUUGAGCAACUACUAUCUAUGACGGACCCUGAGUUCAAGCCUGACGAGCUUGCACAUAGUCGUCAAGAGGAGGCAUCCCAGGUCGACCUCGAUGCGGAGUUUGCCAGAUCCUUGCACAUGCAAGAUGAAGAGAGGAUGCGACAAGGCGGUCGGGCUCUUCCGUAUCAACCUCGCGUCAGGACUCGACCUUUACCAGGGGAUGGUCAACAAGCGUAUUUCAAUCCGACGACGGCCGGUGCGCCGCCGAGAGAUGAGAAUCCGCCCGGCAUGUUGGCGAUGGAGGAUAAGCUGAAUCAAUAUGCAGAGAUCGGCAAGCAGACAUUCUCCUCCAUUUUCAACAAGGCAAAGGCAAAGUAUUCUGAACUUCAGCAGACCGCAGCUGCCAACACGGCUGCGCGAGAAGAAUCGGAUAGACAGCGAGUGGGACAGGAUCGUAUGGGAGCCAGUUGGAGAAGUCCCUCUCCGCAAGGAUACGGGACACCUACACCUGGUGGAGCUAGAGGGGGUCAGCAGAACACUAGGGGAAUGUGGGCUGAUGACUCGUCCUCCUUCUCCUCCCAAUCGACCGAACCUGCGCCAAAAGCAGCGAGAUGGCAGCCAUCUGACGCUUAUGACGACCCGCUGCCUGCCAUACCUCCCACCAACAAGAUAGAAGUUACGGGCCGUCGAAGUCCAGCGGCGAUGGAGAAGCCCGCAGCUCCUUCUGGCAAGAUUGAUCCAGCUAAACUCGGUAUCCUACCGAAGAAACGGGUCGACCUCUUAUCGACCUCUCCCCCAGCAAAUCCUUCGAUGGAGCAGGAAGAAGAUGAUCCCAACCCGAGCUUACCAUCUGCCACAAAAUCUAUUGUGAAUCAGAUUCCCAAGACCCCUCCGGCGGGAUCAUCGACCUAUAACGGGGACAGUGACGACGAUCUUGAGUACACCAAGUGAGCACACCCACAGUGGGCACGAGCUGAUAUCAGGAAUCCAUUUGAUGAGAGAUGAGC